AUGCCCGCAGUCUGCAAUCAUCAAAACAAACACCUUGUAAGGCAGUGGCCAGGACUCAGCACUUCACUGACUGGAGAACUCCACAAACCGAUGUAGUACUGGAGACUCCAUCAGAAGCUGUUUUAUCUUCAAGCCAUAAAAUACAAUGUUUUGCUUUGCAUAUCGUAGCUCUCUCUUGGUAAGAAGUCCUUACAGCAUGAGUCCCACAUGCUGCCUGGGGAAACCAUCUUGGCUGUGUUUUACAGCAGUAAAUGUUACUGUGGAUGUGACUGAUUGGAGGUUAUUGGAUUUGAAGAAGAUGCGGUAGUUAGGUAAUGUAACGGUGCCGCUACCCAUCACAGGAGGAGGGCAGUAAAACCUGAUUUUAGAGGGAGAGGCUGUCUUGGCUUCACUGGCCUGCUGGUAUAUUAUGUCUGAUCUCCUCUUUCCAUCAGACCAUCCCCUUUCCUUCCCUCUCUCUUGCCUCGUUUACAUCUUGCCCUAACGUGAGUUUCGUGAUCUAAUCUACAGUGGGGAAAAAAAGUAUUUAGUCAGCCACCAAUUGUGCAAGUUCUCCCACUUAAAAAGAUGAGAGAGGCCUGUAAUUUUCAUCAUAGGUACACGUCAACUAUGACAGACAAAAUGAGGAAAAAAAAUCCAGAAAAUCACAUUGUAGGAUUUUUAAUGAAUUUAUUUGCAAAUUAUGGUGGAAAAUAAGUAUUUGGUCAAUAACAAAAGUUUCUCAAUACUUUGUUAUAUACCCUUUGUUGGCAAUGACACAGGUCAAACGUUUUCUGUAAGUCUUCACAAGGUUUUCACACACUGUUGCUGGUAUUUUGGCCCAUUCCUCCAUGCAGAUCUCCUCUAGAGCAGUGAUGUUUUGGGGCUGUCGCUGGGCAACACGGACUUUCAACUCCCUCCAAAGAUUUUCUAUGGGGUUGAGAUCUGGAGACUCCAGGACCUUGAAAUGCUUCUUACGAAGCCACUCCUUCGUUGCCCGGGCGGUGUGUUUGGGAUCAUUGUCAUGCUGAAAGACCCAGCCACGUUUCAUCUUCAAUGCCCUUGCUGAUGGAAGGAGGUUUUCACUCAAAAUCUCACGAUACAUGGCCCCAUUCAUUCUUUCCUUUACACGGAUCAGUCGUCCUGGUCCCUUUGCAGAAAAACAGCCCCAAAGUAUGAUGUUUUCACUCCCAUGCUUCACAGUAGGUAUGGUGUUCUUUGGAUGCAACUCAGCAUUCUUUGUCCUCCAAACACAACGAGUUGAGUUUUUACCAAAAAGUUAUAUUUUGGUUUCAUCUGACCAUAUGACAUUCUCCCAAUCCUCUUCUGGAUGCACUCUAGCAAACUUCAGACGGGCCUGGACAUGUACUGGCUUAAGCAGGGGGACACGUCUAACACUGCAGGAUUUGAGUCCCUGGCGGCGUAGUGUGUUACUGAUGGUAGGCUUUGUUACUUUGGUCCCAGCUCUCUGCAGGUCAUUCACUAGGUCCCCCCGUGUGGUUCUGGGAUUUUUGCUCACCGUUCUUGUGAUCAUUUUGACCCCACAGGGUGAGAUCUUGCGUGGAGCCCCAGAUCGAGGGAGAUUAUCAGUGGUCUUGUAUGUCUUCCAUUUCCUAAUAAUUGCUCCCACAGUUGAUUUCUUCAAACCAAGCUGCUUACCUAUUGCAGAUUCAGUCUUCCCAGCCUGGUGCAGGUUUACACUUUUGUUUCUGGUGUCCUUUGACAGCUCUUUGGUCUUGGCCAUAGUGGAGUUUGGAGUGUGACUGUUUGAGGUUGUGGACAGGUGUCUUUUAUACUGAUAACAAGUUCAAACAGGUGCCAUUAAUACAGGUAACAAGUGGAGGACAGAGGAGCCUCUUAAAGAAGAAGUUACAGGUCUGUGAGAGCCAGAAAUCUUGCUUGUUUGUAGGUGACCAAAUACUUAUUUUCCACCAUAAUUUGCAAAUAAAUUCAUUAAAAAUCCUACAAUGUGAUUUUCUGGAUUUUCUUUUCUCAAUUUGUCUGUCAUAGUUGACGUGUACCUAUGAUGAAAAUUACAGGCCUCUCUCAUCUUUUUAAGUGGGAGAACUUGCACAAUUGGUGGCUGACUAAAUACUUUUUUUCCCCACUGUAUAAGGUUUGACGCGCCUAAACAUUGUAUUAAAAUGUGUCUUAUCCGUCCGCUGUGUCCACAUUGUGACCAGAUUAGCUGAUGCCUCCCUGUAUGCAAAUUAUUUGACAGACGUUCUUUCAAAAUAAUAUGAAUGUAUUUAUUUUAAGACUAUUACUGAUGCCAUAAGUCAAUGGUGCUACCUCUCAAUGAUUUUAGAGGCCGGUAUAAUGAUUUAAAUGGUUUGACCAUCCAGGUCUGUUUACACGUGAUUGAUAUCCAGACACAAUGUGUGCCUGACUACCUCUGGAGUUGGUCAGGAAGUCACAAUCAGACCACAAUGUGUAUUUUAAUAAUCUACUCCUGUCUAAAAAUGUGGGCACAAUCAGAAUGUGGACAAUAUCAGGACAAAGGGCGCAUGUUAGAACCAGAUAUAAACAGGGCUUCUCUCUCUCUCUCUCUUAGGCUCUCUAUCUCUUUCUUUCUCUCUCAGCCUCUCUCUAACCCUGUUUCUGCAUCUCUCUCCCCAUCUCUCUCACAAAUCUCUCAUGUCUCUCCCUCUUUUCCUUCAUCCUCUCUUUCUCCAUGUCUCUCUUCUAGUCUACGACAUCUAGUCUACGUGUGUAUCCAGCAGACUCCUCCUCCCUCAGUCCCAGCCUGGCGUCGUUCUCUGCUGCUCUCUUCGACUGAAGCCUCUCCUGAACUCGUCUGAGCUCCACUCAUCAGAGAUCACUCUACAACCAGGGAGUCUCGGCCAGGCCACACACACACACACAAAAACCCAGGUAAGAUGGGACCACCUUCAACAUCUACCGGCUACUGUAACCACUGCUUUCAUGAUGUAUAGAAUACAGUUACAGUCCACAGAGAACACAUUCAACACUUUUAUUCCUGUCUGAGACUGCACAUUCUUCUGCUUUUUCACUUUCAAAGCCUGGAGUUUGGGUGUGUGAGCAGUGAGUGUAUUCUGAAGCCAACUUUUUCUGCCAGGAGUAUAACUUUGAGAACUGUAUCUAUGUGAGUUUAAAGUUUUGAAGGGUGGAUCACGUCUGUUGCUCUAAAAACAGAAUUUUCUCAAAAAGACUUGUGUCCAACACAUGGUAAAGACGCUAUGGUCAGUAGGGAAGCAUUGUAAAUGUUUUAUUUUUUUAUUAGCCUGAUCAUAAUUCCAUACACUGGGUGUGUGGUGACUGCUAUAAAUGGUAGUGUAUAUGUAAUCUGAGGAGUGAUGAUAGCAGGUUUUAGAACAUGAUGGAUGACAGCAGCACACCAGGCCAGUAGAUGUAAAAACACAGAACUCGGUAAAGGUUUGGCUGGGUGAGUUAAUGGUCCUAUUUCCUGAGCAUCUGCAGGAAAGGAGUCUCAGAACUCAGGAUAUGACAUGAUGAGUGUAGAGGACUGUAGGUACAAUACAGAUGUAAGAUCUUAAUUUGAUCACUAUUGUUGUUGAUAAUGUUUCUGCACAGCAGGAAAUGCUAACUUGUAAUUCCCACUUUGUAAUUCCCACUUAAAAAUGUCAGACUUGAUUUGCCCUAAUGAAAAAUGUAUCAACCCCUACAAAAAAUGUCCAUUAAUUAGAAUCCACAUAAUAAUUCACAUUUCCUAUUGCUGCAGGAUUAUCAUGCUGUAGCAAACUGGCUCAAAUUAAUAUCCUACAUCUGUAUGUCGCAAGACCAACUUCCCGUGCAAUGCGUUGAUCAAAAUUAUCUCUGUUUCUCAGUAUUAAAGUUUCACUCUCAACCCUUUAGACAGGAAAGCUGAUGUUGCAAUAACUUCUCUUGUUAUUGUGGUAACCAGGAGAUUACUGUGAUAGAGGUGGUGUCAGAUUGUACUCUAAAUUGGCAAACGCAUUAAAUAGUACCCGCAAAACACCAGUCUAAACGUCAACAGUGAAGAGGCGACUCCGGGAUGAAGACCUUCUAGGCAGAGUUGCAAAGAAAAAGUCCAGUGUCUGUGUUCUUUUGCCCAUCUUAAUCUUUUCAUUUUAUCGGCCAGUCUGAGAUAUGGCUUUUUCUUUGCAACUCUGCCUAGAAGGUCAGCAUCCCAGAGUCGCCUCUUCACUGUUGACGUUGAGACUGGUGUUUUGCGGGUACUAUUUAGUGACGCUGCCAGUUGAGGACCUGUAAGGCGUCUGUUUCUCAAACUAGACACUCUAAUGUAUUUGUCCUCUUGCUCAGUUGUGCACCGGGGCCUCCCACUCCUCUUUCUAUUCUGGUUAGAGCCAGUUUGCGCUGUUCUGUGAAGGAAGUAGUACACAGCGUUGUACGAGAUCUUCAGUUUCUUGGCAAUUUCUCGCAUGGAAUAGCCUUCAUUUCUCAGAACAAGUACAGACUGACGAGUUUCAGAAGAAUGUUCUUUGUUUCUGGCCAUUUUGAUCCUGUAAUCGAACCCACAAUUGCUGAUGCUCCAGAUACUCAACUAGUCUCAAGAAGGCCAGUUUUAUUGCAUCUUUAAUCAGCAAACAGUUUUCAGCUGUGCUAACAUAAUGGCAAAAGGGUUUUCUAAUGAUCAAUUAGCCUUUUAAAAUGAUAAACUUGGAUUAGCAAACACAACGUGCCAUUGGAACACAGGACUGAUGGUUGCUGAUAAUGGGCCUCUGUAUGCCUAUGUAGAUAUUCCAUUAAAAAACAGCCGUUUCCAGCUACAAUAGCCAUUUACAACAUUAACAAUGUCUACGCUGUAUUUCUGAUCAAUUUGAUGUUAUUUUAAUGGGCAAAAAAAUAGCUUUUCUUUCAAAAACAAGGUCAUUUCUAAGGGACACCAAACUUUUGAACGGUGGUGUACAUUCUUCAGCAUUUGAAUGGUUCUAUUGCAUUAAUCUCUGUUGUCUAAUGCUUGCCCGGGUCAGUGACUGUCUGAGGCCAUGAAGUGACUACUAACAUGGUGAUGUAAUUACUAAAUGAAAUGCAGAGAAUUUCCUGUUUACCCAAAUGAUUUACCCAGAUUUGAGUGGGUGGCAUCAUAGGAUUCAUAUUUCAACAAGAUGGAGUCGAGCACAAUACACUCAUCUAACAGCAAUGUAUUAUUUACAUUCAGCUGUAGUUCUCUAUAUAAACCACAGGAGGUUGGUGGCACCUUAAUUAGGGAGGACGGGCUCGUAGUAAUGGCUGGAGCGGAAUAGGUGCAAAGGUAUCAAAUACAUCUAAUCCAUGGUUACCGUGUGUUUGGUGCCAUUCCAUUGGCUCCGUUCUGGCCAUUAUUAUGAGCUGUCCUCUCUUAAGCUGAUACAAUGAGUGUUCUGUAUGAGUGGCCUGGAACCUCCCUAGCAGUUGUUAAACAUCAGGAGGAACUUUGCAUUUGGUGAUAAAGAGAAUAAACAGAAAGUGCCUGCAGGUACUGUAGUCAAGCCCUGCAGCAGUUUUAACUCAGAGGAGUACAUUCCUAAGAUACCAUACAUUUAGAAAGGGUCUCUACAAAGGAUAACCAGGCUCUGUUGUGUGAAUACUGUAUGUUCUCUCAUUUGAAGAGUUCUUGAUCACCUGACCAGAAAAGCUCUGGGCCCUAGGUACUGUAUAGUCUAAAACGGGUUGCACACAGUUCUUUGUGGUCAAGUCACGAGGUCUGUAGGUCUCCUCCCAUCCAAUGCGUGUCAGGAACUGUAGAUGUAGACUUCAUUUCUAUGUAAGGAUCUAUUCCCAUUGAGUGUCAAACAGCAGAAAGCACAAACCGGCUGCUCUAUUUCUAUGUAAGGAAGUAACUCUCCACUGUGACUCCGCAGGAUGCCUUUGGGAGGAGGAAAUAACUGCGGCUGCUGCCAGAAGACGGUGUACUUCGCUGAGGAAGUGCAGUGUGAAGGGAAAUAUUUCCACAAGUGCUGCUUUCUGUGCAGUAAGUGAUCGGAGUGAGGUCAUCCCGUUCUUUCAUAAACCACACUGUGACUACCAAUGCACCCAUUACUCUGAGCUGACACUCAGAGCUCAGGAUGGAAUGUGAAGUAUUUUGGCACCCAGAGAGGAAGCAGAGCAUCCACAGGUUCUCGGUUCUCGUUAGAGUACCCUUAUUUGGAGAGAGAAAUGGAUGUGUCACAGGCCUUGUAACCCUUAUAUGGGAGAAAAGGUAAACAGCGUGAUCUGGCUCAGUCAAGUGUUUAUGUGAGCUAACUAGGCUCAUCUCUCACCCCCAGCGUCAGAAGGUCAAAUGAUAAACUAACACAUUCCGUUUUGUUUUAGCCAAAACUUUCCAUACACGUUUGCCCAUGGAAGUAGUGAUUAGAAAGUGAAGGCCAAGACAUUCAGGAGAUAAAGGUGAUCAAAGUUGACCCAUUUUACACACCGCACCAUACCAUGAGUCAUCCACGCUUGAGUUUCAUAUCAUUUAAAAGCUUACAAACACAGUGUAAAAAAUGAUUCAGGUGGUUAGUAAAUUAUACUUGAAAAUAUAAUUAUUUGGUCAUAAAAAAAUGUAGUUGUCAUCUUUACUUGAAUAUAAUUAGUACAUUACUUGUUCAACCAUCCUGAAAAAAAAUUAUGAAUUCAAUAGAAGAUAAAUGCAUAAUCUAAACAACUAUUUGUGUUUUAAAACAACUACAAGGAAAAUUGGGUUUAACUUACUCCAUUUUCAUAAUAUUUCCUAUCAAUUUAAGAAUUUUAAGUUCUUCCAACAACUUUCCACGUGGCUCUGUUUUCAGAGGAUUGUGGGUAAUAGUGUUUAUUAUUUUUAACUUUACGAUACUUUUACACAAUGUUGUAUGCAUGUUUGAAGAACGAAAGGCACAUUUAUAUAUUAGUAUCAAACCGUUUGUUAUGCUAUGAGGUGUAAUGGAUCAUGAUGAACGGAUAUCAGAACCGUCGGACAAAUUGACGUUCAAUGAUGAGACCACCCAUUCUCACCAUUAGUAAGAUCAUGCGUGCCACUCUUGACAGAGGCAAAUGUAUCAAGCUACAAUGCUUGCAGCUUUACCUCCAGUUAGUGCUAGUGGAACGAGCACUGCGUUCAACAAUUCCUGCUACAGUGGAUAAAAAUGUUAAGCUAUGAAAUACAUAAAGCCAUGUUUAACACUAAGACACGAUCAAUGAAAAUGACUCAUCAAAUAUUCAUUCAAAUAUGGCCGUACUGUACCUAUAGAUGCACGUUAGCACAUAUGCUAAUGCUAAAAAUACUUUACAAAUCUUUUCAUAAUGCACUGAUUGCACCUAAAGGAAAAUAGUUCCUACAUGAUAGUAAUUGCUUUGUUAUCCUGUGUCCUUUAUGUCAUAGUGUGAACCCUGUUCAUUGCUGCUCUGAGCUAUAUUUCUAAUUAUAUACCUUCUACUCUGCUCUUAGUGGCAUGUAAGAAAAACCUUGACAGCACAACGGUGGCCUGCCAUGUGGACGAGAUCUACUGCAAGUCCUGCUACGGCAAGAAGUAUGGGCCAAAAGGCUAUGGCUUUGGCGGAGGAGCAGGCACCCUGAGCAUGGACACAGGGGCACAUCUUGGAAUCAGACCUGAAGAGUAAGGAAGGAAUCUCAGAGAGUUGAAUAUUGUAUACUCUCUAUACCAGGGGCUUAUUCAUUUCGUCGAUUCUGUUGGAAAACGUUUCUUAAACAAAAGCAAACGGAAUGAGACUGGAAGGUAGCUACCUGAAUUUGUCAAAUAGAAACUCUUGUUUUAGUACUGUUUGGAUUAAUGAUUACACCCCAGGGCUUUCACUGCUGAUGUUCAUCCUUCCCUUCUAAUCAGACCUGGGAAACCAGGUGAGUGGAUCUGGUCAAUUACAUAAGUCUACCAGGGAAAAAACAUAAAAACAGCAGUACUCCAGACAUCAAGGCCUGAAUAUGUACAGUGAUCAUAACAAACCUGUCUUGUCAUCCACAGGCCAGCAGCCCACCGCCCCACCAACAACCGCAAUGCCUCCAAGUUGGCCACCAAGUUUGGCAGUUCAGACGUGUGCCCGCGCUGUGCCAAGGCUGUGUACUCUGCCGAGAAGGUGCUCGGAGGUGGAAAUGUAAGUCAGAGUUUUGGGCAAUCAGGUUGUUUUGAGAGGAAAUGCUAAGAUUAUGAGCAGUCUCAAAACCCUGCUUCUACUAAACGUUGUAUACCGUAUGUAAAAGUACUAAAUAGCUACAUGUAUCUUUGGCUGCUGUAGAGUUAAUGUCAAUUGAAAUAGAUGCAGGGGGAUAUCCUGUCUGUGUUUCAAUACCAAUGUGAAGGAGGAAUACCAGUUAUUGUUGGCAUAUACCAGUUAUUGUUGGCAUAUACCAGUUACUGUUGGCAUAUACCAGUUACUGUUGGCAUAUACCAGUUAUUGUUGGCAUAUACCAGUUAUUGUUGGCAUUUACCAGUUACUGUUGGCAUAUACCAGUUAUUGUUGGCAUUUACCAGUUACUGUUGGCAUAUACCAGUUAUUGUUGGCAUUUACCAGUUACUGUUGGCAUAUACCAGUUAUUGUUGGCAUUUACCAGUUACUGUUGGCAUAUACCAGUUAUUGUUGACCUAUCUGUGCAGCCCAGUGCUGAGAACAACGCUUACUUCUCCUUAUCGCUCUCCUCCAGUCCUGGCACAAGAGCUGCUUCCGCUGUGCGAAAUGUGGCAAGGGGCUGGAGUCAACCACUGUGGCCGACAAAGAUGGAGAAAUCUACUGUAAAGGUGUGUAUACUCUAUUCAUGUAAAACAAAUGGGUAAAAUAAUUAGCAAAGACAUAAUUACUUGUAGAGUAAAGUGUAAAAUUGCACAUACUGUAGUGUCUAUUUAUAAAGGUGUGUGUGUAUACUGUUUUCUGAACUUCUACUAUAACUUGUUUUAGAGUUCUCAAAUGUGUAGACAACUCGUGGAUUGCCUAGCUAAAUAAAUUCAUCAAAACAAUGUAAAUAAACUAGAGAAAAUGCAAUACUGUAGCAUCUGUUAUAAAUGUAUAUCCCUUUGUAUAUAAAUACCUUCUUUAUAUAAAGUAUACCACCUUUUCAUCCACAGCCUGUUAUGCCAAAUCCUUUGGUCCCAAGGGCUUCGGGUUCGGCCAGGGGGCAGGGGCUCUGGCACAUGCUCAGUAGAGCUCAGGCCUCCUCUGACAGAUACCUAGACAUUUGGACUGCAAAUCCCAGGAUUCCCCAGUCAACCUCUAUUUAAUACUGGCAUCUCACUACUGCUACAGUCACAAAGGCUCAAUAGCAACACACAGUGCACAGCUUACCUAAAUGCUUACCUUGCCAGAAGAGUUAGUUGCUGAUGUUUUCUAUCUAAGCUCUGGCAUUGAUGAGGUUAAUACUCUGCAUGAGAAAUGUUUUCUAACCGCUAUGAGAAAGAAAAAAGGACUUAUCAGCGUGUUCAUUUUGACCUAAUAAACUCCAUUCACAAGAGCGUUCCUUUUAGAAAUUUGAAUGUACACAAAGUGAGUCAGUUAUAUUUACAGUAAGAUGGACACACCCUGGUUUUGUUCAGUUGUUUGGCAGUUGGUGAGUUUACUUAACAGGGCAAUUUAUCAGCGGCAGAAUGAAAGAAAAAAGUAAUAAUGUACAAUUAUUGUCCAAGGCUCUAAAGUCUGGAGAAAACUGGCAUUGAUCUUAUCCUAUGAGAUUUACAACACAGUGGAUGUACUGUAUAAAAUACUGUGCACAUUUAAACGCCAAAUAAAAACCUUUAAGAUAAAAAAAAAAACGUAUUGAAUUAAAUUGUGGUAAUGUGAGGGAAUUAUGUGUUUGAGACAGGCUUUAAUGACAACAGCACAUUUGGAAACAAACAACCCCAAAUGAAACAACUGGCCAGUGUAUGCCUUGCAAAAACGAUUGAAUUGUUAUUUUGAGAAUGUUUACGUGAGAUGGUACAAUGCUGCUGACCGUCAGUGUGUGCCAACCCUUCUGUUCUUCAUCACCCUGAUGACAACAUGGUCUUAUGCCUCUAGCCCUGGCACUGCCCUCUCCCUUGGGUUGGCACACCAGGCAGCUGGAAUGGGAGUGGGAGUGGGGGUAGGACUGGCAGGGGGCCAAUCUGUGCUUUGUAUCUCCAUACAAAACUAUGCCAUGCACACACAAUCUCAUCUCAAGGGCCAGUGGGUGGCGUGUGACCUGUCUACUGGUCUACUGGGAUGUGUAUUAGUGUUUGUUUACAAACUACUGCUCACACACAUGCUGGUAUGGAAUCAGGAAGCAACCGCGAGGAGAGUCAACCAGGUAGUAGUGUUUUUACAGCACCCAAAACUAUUCUGUAAUUUUGUAUUUGAUGGAGAAGAGCUGUCUGUGAAUUUAGAAUUUUUGUUAGUUACUAUAACUAUUUUCACCCACUGCAGAAUGCCACAAGAGGGCACUAGAGAAUUCCAUUGUUACAAAAAAAAAAGAAAAAUAGUACUUACACAUGCCUGCAGAGUGUCUGGACAAAUUGUUGCUGUUUUACAGUUUUACAGCUGAACGGUAUUAGUCUUGCAUCUCACUCUGAACUCUCCCAUCCCUACUGACAGUGCAAGAUACAAUACCUAAAAAAGCCUUGCAAAUAUUUAGUCAUAAUCCCCACUGUGUAUAAAUACAUUUGCUGUUCAUUUCCAUGCAAACAGUCAAACAUAUCAACAGCACUUCGGUUGAUCCUCCUGCCAUAUAUAAAUGCGAAUGAACUGAUCCUCCUGCCAUAUAUAA
Messenger RNA from Coregonus sp. 'balchen', 10606 nucleotides. Lineage: Eukaryota; Metazoa; Chordata; Actinopteri; Salmoniformes; Salmonidae. The record is from the annotation of a GenBank genome assembly.